This is a messenger RNA of Ananas comosus (pineapple), 2731 nucleotides long. Its product is annotated as acylamino-acid-releasing enzyme 1. Bases 16 to 2499 code for a protein of 827 amino acids. Lineage: Eukaryota; Viridiplantae; Streptophyta; Magnoliopsida; Poales; Bromeliaceae. Gene Ontology annotation, molecular function: serine-type endopeptidase activity. The record is from RefSeq and is a predicted model, not a curated record. The transcript has 18 exons. Gene Ontology annotation, biological process: proteolysis.
AUUGGAAGCAGAGCCAUGGCUUAUGCGACCGCUUCUUCGGUUCUGUGCGGCCUCCCUCUCCCUCACGCAUUCCCUCGUCCCUUAUUCUCAAUCGCUUCGUCUCCUCCUCUCAUUAGAUUACUCCACUCACGCAGCAUUCGCUGGAUAUCAUCCCUCUCAGCAGGUAUGCAAGCCUCUGAAUCUGUGUUAGAGAAAGAAAAGCCUGUUGCAAUCGAUGAAGCGACGUCUGAAGAGUACGCCUCUCAAUCGAAAUUGCUGCAAGAAUUUACUAAUAUGCCCAGUAUCGACAAGGCGUGGGUUUUUACGUCUGACAAAGCAAAUAAUUCCAGGGCGAUGUUUUCUAUUAGCCAAUCGAACCUCUUUGCUAAUAAAAGGAAGAAGUUUGUUCUGUCUUCUCAUAUUUCGAAACCUAGUAAAGAUUCUGUAGACUUCGAGUGGUCUCCCUUUCCUAUUGAAAUGACUGGAACAUCUGCAGUAGUUCCGUCGCCGUCAGGCACAAAGCUUCUAGUUGUGCGGAAUGCUGAGAACGAUGCCCCUACCAAGCUUGAAAUAUGGGGGCCGUCUUACUUAGAGAGGGAAAUACAUAUUCCACAAUCUAUCCAUGGAUCAUUAUAUGUAGAUGGAUGGUUUGAGGGAAUUUCAUGGAACCAUGACGAAACUCUAAUAGCAUAUGUUGCUGAGGAGCCACCUCAACCAACGCCUGUUUUCGAAAAUGGAGGAUACAAGAAGGAAGGUUCUUCUGAGAAGGACUGCGGUAGCUGGAAAGGUCGAGGGGAUUGGGAAGAGGACUGGGGCGAAACCUACUCCAAAAAAAGGAAGCCUUCAUUGUUUGUUGUCGAUACUGCUAGUGGGGAGGUACGAGUUGCUGAAGGCGUUUCAAGAUCAAUAAGUGUUGGACAAGUCAUUUGGGCUCCAUCAUCUUCAAAUGGAUGCCUUAAUUACUUGGUUUUUGUUGGCUGGUCCUCCGAGAAUGGUUUCCAAAAUACGCCAAGAAAACUUGGAAUUAAAUAUUGUUACAAUAGGCCAUGUUCCCUAUUUGCAGUCUGCAACCCUUUUAAAAAAUCAGAUACUGAUAAAGUAUCAUUAAGUGGUGAUACAAUAGACAACUCUGCAGCUGCAGUCAAGUUGACUCAUGGCUUAAGUAGCGCUUUCUUUCCAGUAUUUAGUCCAGAUGGAAAAUAUCUUGUAUUCCUAUCUGCCAAAAGUGCUGUGGAUAGUGGGGCGCAUUUAGCUACUAAUUCGCUGCAUAAGAUCGAUUGGCCUACUGAUGGGAAGCUACAGCAGAACAUGAAUAUUACUGAUGUGGUUCCGGUUGUGAUGUCUCCCGAGGAUGGUUGCUUUCCUGGACUUUACUGUUCAGGCUUCCUCUCUGAUCCUUGGCUUUCUGAUGGAUGCACAAUGGUUCUAUCUUCUGCUUGGAGAAGUACCCAAGUAAUACUAUCUGUAAAUGUUUCAAGUUGCAAAGUUUCAAGAGUCAGUCCAGAGGACUCAAAUUACUCAUGGAAUAUUCUUGCACUUGAUGGAGAUAAUAUUCUUGCCGUGUCCAGCAGUCCCAUAGACCCUCCUCAAAUCAAGUAUGGGUAUCACUCGUCCCAAGCAGAGAAAAACACAUGGACUUGGAUGGAUGUUUCAAGUCCAUUUUUGAAGUACUCUGAGAAGGUCCGAUCUGUGCUGUCGGAGCGCAUAUUCAGUAUUCUGAAGAUUCCAGUAAGAAAUCCUUCUUCUGACCUUCCAAAAGGUGCUAAGGCUCCAAUUGAGGCUAUUUUUGUAUCAUGCAAGGACAGUUCUAGUAGUCCAACAAUUGUGAUCCUUCACGGUGGCCCACAUUCAGUUUUUGAAACAAGCUAUUUAAAAUCGUCGGCAUUUCUUUCUUCACUUGGAUACAACUUGCUUAUUGUAAAUUAUAGAGGAUCAUUGGGUUUUGGAGAGGAAGCACUGCAGUCUCUUCCUGGAAAAAUUGGAUCUCAGGAUGUGCAGGAUGUACUUACAGCUUUAGACUAUGCUGUCGAGAAAGGACUCAUUGAUUCAUCUAAAGUGGCUGUUCUUGGAGGUUCACAUGGAGGUUUUUUGACCACGCAUUUGGUUGGCCAGGCUCCAGAUAAGUUUGUGGUCGCAGCUGCUCGAAAUCCAGUUUGUAAUCUAUCGCUAAUGGUUGGUACUACUGAUAUCCCUGAUUGGUGUUAUGUUGAGACUUGUGGAAAAGAAGGAAAGAAUUACUUCUCUGAGGCUCCUACAGCUGAACAUCUUCGUCUUUUCUACGAGAAGUCACCAAUUUCGCACAUUUCAAAGGUUAAAGCACCUAUCCUCUUCCUUCUGGGAGCACAGGAUCUUCGGGUUCCUGUUUCUAAUGGUCUACAGUAUGCGAGGGCUCUGAGGGAGAGGGGAGUUGAGGUCAAAGUGAUCGUAUUCCCAGAGGAUGUCCACGGCAUCGAAAGGCCGCAAUCUGACUUCGAAAGCUUUCUUAACAUUGGUGUUUGGUUCAACAAGUACUGUAAAUAGAAGCCAUUUUGGUUGUAUUGCGAUUGGUGGCGAUCAUUCUCAUUGUACUUUAUUAUCGAAACCAGUUUCAUUGUUUGCUUGUAAUAAUUUGAGAGGUGUAAAUUCCCUGGGAAGUUGAAUAGGCUCAACACUGGCAAUUCUACAGUAAGAUAAGUAGUCUCUAUGCCAUGGUCGCAUGUUGCCAAAGUUCUCAUGAUCAAUUUAUAAAAUAUUUACCGUUUCAUUAAAUUAA